GUGCAAGGGAAAUCCUGGGCGCAGCCGGCGCUGAUGGCCAGGCCCGAGGAGUCUCCACCGAGCCCAAAGAGAAGGACAUCCUUGCAGUCCUUGCAGUCAGCGAUGGAGCAGGGUGCGCUCACAAGGAUGCCAAACACCAUUUUUGACAGCCAGCGCACCGACACAACCGCACAUUUCUGCACCCGUCUUUGCCUCUUCUGGCUGGUUUCCGGACCUGUCACCAUCCUGAAUCUGCUAGUGGGCAUCGCACCACGAGGCAAGCCGGAAUGGCAGACGCCGGUGCGCUGCGGCGCGGUGCUGGUGUGCAGCGUUGCUUGGGCCCUUUGCGUGUAUGCAGCAGCCACGAGCCACAGCACAGGCUUGCAGAGGGCAUGCAGCCUCAUGCAUGUUGUCGAAGCCUCACUCUGCACAUAUCUCCUGCUACGGGGAGCAUGGAGUAACCGACUGCAAGAGCUAAUGGACCAUGUGAACAAGGCAGUGGGCUCACCGGCGUCCAGCUCCGCUCUGGCUGCCGAGAUGAAGUGGCAGUUGGCCACCGUCACCGUCUGCUUGUUGGGCUGGCUCGUCAGUUAUAUUGCAUGGGUCCGACUUGGCGGGAUGGCUUCGUGGCAAGCCUGCGCAGCAUCUGCCUUCCAAGCCCUUUACCGGGUGUCCUGGGCCCUGGUUCUUUCAUUCCUCAACCGCUCCCUCUUGGUUCUGCUGGACUCGCACUCACGAAUGUUUGCAAUGAGCCCGACGGAUGUUGAUGCGGCCUACGAACGUUGGACCUGCAUCGCCUCCUUCAGCGGGCAGAUCACGAACGAGAGCAGUCUGGUGUACGUCCUCUUCCUUGUGAUGGUGCUGCUGGGCAUGUUCCCACCAGUGGCCGCGAUCUUUUUCCCGGACAGUGGAGAGAUUGCCGGCAUUUGCUCUGAUUGGCUGAUGCCGCAGAUAGUUUCCAACGUCGUGCACGCCUUCCUCGCUGGCCGCAUGCUUGCGAGCGCCGUGACCGUUAGCGAGAAAUGCCAGAAAGCCGUUGCCUUCGUGAACAGCCUGCAGGGAUCCUUGCCCGCACAGGCGCGCCUUGAAAACUGGCUGCUGGUCGCGCACAUGGCGCGAACCGACGCCGGCAUCUUCAUCGGGGGCGUUAAGAUGACCAUGUCCUGGGCAGGCAAGGUGAAAUCACGUGCAAUGAGUGUGCUGCUGCUGUUGGCGCUGCGUUUCCAAACCUGGCCAGGAUCCCACGUGGCAGAACUUGCGAGGCAGGUGGAUCGCUUCUUGCACGCACUGCUGAAUUGGGCUGCCUAA
This is a messenger RNA of Symbiodinium natans, 1287 nucleotides long. NCBI's taxonomy places the organism in Eukaryota, Dinophyceae, Suessiales, Symbiodiniaceae. The record is from the annotation of a GenBank genome assembly.